UCUGCUUUCUUUUAAUAAUUAUAAUAAUAACGAUACUACUAUGCAUAUUUCUUCAUUUUAAGUGGAUUCUCUCCAAACGUCCCUUUCUUCUCCGUCACAGCUUUUUUUAAUUUUUUAUUUUUCUCCCACUGAUUCCAAAGUGUAUUUACUACUACAAGGUGAAGGGAAUCCCAUAACAGACAAAACCCAUUACGCCAAGCAAACCCAUUUUACUUGGCCUUAUCAUCUUUCGCCCUUUUUCUCUUUCUAUCUCCUCCUUCUCUAGAGUGAGGGCGACAGAGAGAGAAAGAAAACAGAUUUGUUGUCCUGAUACAACCUUAAAUCUGAGUACCCUUUUGCGAAUGAAGGGAAAGGGUGAUUUUUGUUAAGAGUGUCUUGAUUGCAGUAUAUAGAUAUAAAGUAUAGAGAGAAAGAGAGAGAGAGAGCUAGUGGGACGAUUGGAACCAAGAUCAUAACACCCUUUUGGGGGGAAAAAAAGAAAGAGUUUUGACUUUUUAGUAAUUUUCUUUUGCGGGAUAAAUAUGGUCGGUAUUUUCUCUAGGUUUUCUACCAACAGAAGUGGUCAUAGGCGCAGCCAGAGUGCGAUUAAUGUGAGGGAAGCAUCGCCCCCAAAUUCAGAGAUCACUAGUGCAACACCAGCUGCUGCUGCUGCUUCUUCUCAUGGGAUUGAAGUAGCAGUGGAGUUUAAGCCAGUUGAACACCCAACUGAGCCGCUUGAUAAUGAUAGACCAGUUCAGUGCCCAUUACCUGAACCUUCAAUUCUUAAUGAUGGAAGAAUAUGGAAGCAGCGGGUAUCUGCAAAUGUACGAAGGAGAAGUGAUUUAUCAGUGAUGAAAGAAGGAGAGUCACUUGAACCUGAAGGUCAUGAGAUGAAAACCCGACCAACACAAACCAACCGCAUGAUUCUACCAUCUCUCAGUGCUCCUGAACAUAAUCUCUUAAACCUACUGGAAGAAUGUAAUGCAUCUGGGACCUAAGUAUCCCAUACGUUGUUUCUUUAUCGGAAAAAGAAAAAUAUGGGUCAAAAUUUUCAUAUAAAUAGAUUUCCAAUAUGUUUUCUUUCACUCUCUUAUAUUCGUGUUCAUUUUUGCAUUUAUAUUGUUGUUCGAAUAUAUAUACUUCCAAAAUGUAUCGUUUACACAAGCAACAUGUUUGUAUAUUAUCAAAUGAUACUAAAUUGAAUC
Molecule: messenger RNA, 1184 nt
Organism: Ziziphus jujuba (common jujube)
Lineage: Eukaryota; Viridiplantae; Streptophyta; Magnoliopsida; Rosales; Rhamnaceae
Exons: 3
Coding region: 522-977 (151 amino acids)
Source: RefSeq, a predicted model, not a curated record